GACUGUUCAGUCUGCAAUUACAAUCACCCAAAGCUGCCAGCGAACCACCAUUCACGCGCAGCAGCGGUUUGUUACAGCCGCUAAGAAUCACCCAUAAGCACACUACGCAUACGGAGCCGCUCACCACCGAGCACAGGCUGCCCCGGUGCACAUAGCUCAGAACGCAAUGGAGCACGCCGCCCACGUCUGGUACCACGAGCGCGUCGAUGGACUAGAGGCGAAAGGGUGGACGCGCACGUCGGUCUUCAUGCGCCGCCUGGUCAUCGACGCCCAGGCCGUGGUCAUCUACAUGGCGGUCUGCGUGCUCAUCUUCAUGAUCGACCUGUUCACGCAAGGGACGGCGGAACGCCUCGCGAGCCCGCCAUACCGGUACUUCUACGCCAAGAGCCCGCGGUCCUGGCUCAACCUGGUCGCGCACGUCGUCGCGCACAAGGACUGGGCGCACCUCAAGACGAACAUGAUCAACCUGCUGCUCGUGGGGCCGGCGGCGGAACGGGAAUUCGGCACGCAGCAGGUUGCCAUCGUCGGCGUCGUCGUGGCCGUGGCGUCGGCGCUGGCGCACAUGGCCUUUGGGCACUCGCACUCGGGCCAACUGGGGGGCAGCGGCGUCGUCUCGGCGCUGAUCCUGCUCAAUUCGCUGGGCGCGGCGUCCUCGGGCCGCGUGCCGCUGACAUUUCUGCUGACGGCGGUCUUCUGGCUCUCGGACGAAAUCCAGUCCAUCCUGACCCGCGACGGCGUGAGCCACGCCGCGCACCUCGCCGGCGCCUUGGUCGGCACCGCGGCCGGCUACGCCAUCCACGCGGGCCGGGGCCGCGCGAAACGCGACCCGAACCGCCGCGUGAGCGACCCCUUCGGCCGGACGCGGUCGGCGAAGAAGCUGCGCUGAGCCCUCCACGCCGUCGAGCAGACGCGUCACGCGACCCCGGGGACACGAAUU
Messenger RNA from Pelagomonas calceolata, 937 nucleotides. NCBI's taxonomy places the organism in Eukaryota, Pelagophyceae, Pelagomonadales, Pelagomonadaceae. The record is from the annotation of a GenBank genome assembly.